AGGAGGAAUAACAUGUUUCUGCUCUGUGAUGGAGACCCUCUUCAGGAUCUGGUUCUUUAUGGCUGUGAUGAGAUUAUCUGCUGCUGAGGCAUCGAAGGACCUGAAUGGACUUGUUGGAGGAAACGUCACUUUCCCAGGUCCUGUGUGGGAGACGGGACUUUUUUAUGGAUUCGUUCCAGAUAGAAGAAUGAAAAUUUUAGAAGAAAGAUUUGAAAGGGCUGCUGUGAAUAAUGGAGAACUUGAGAUUGUUGAUGACAUUUACACAAACAAACUUCACUGGAACAGAACCUCUGGACUCUUUACAAUCACAGAUCUGCAGAAGAAUGACUCUACACUUUAUAUCAUCGACUCUGAAAUAGGUUUAAUGUUCUAUAAUGUCAUGGUUUACGAUGGUGCUCCGACUCCUGCAGUAGAAACCCUGACUGUGAGCUCUGACAGCUGCUGGUUGCUCUGUUCUGUGGACAAAGCCACGUCUCUGCUGUGGUACAAAGAGCAGGAAGUACAGAACCAGAACAGUUCUGCUUCCUCUUUACCCAUCACUGUCCACAAAGAGGACAGAGACUCAUCCUACAGAUGUGUAGCAGCCAACCCUGCAGAAAACAAGACUCUCCAUGUUAACGUGACGACAGCAUGUGGGUUCAAUGAGACAGAAAGUGGUGACAACUCUGACCAAAGAGCAUACUGGAUCGUAGCAGCAGCGGUCAUGGGGCUGAUGAUGGUGGCGGUUCUGGUCGUCUGGAGGAUCAGUCAGAGGAAGACGAGCAUCAGAAAAACACCGGAAAAUAAAGCCUUGUGUCUGCAGACCAUCUCAUUGCCCGAACCAGAACUGAACAGACAUUGCCAUCCAGCUGAAUCAUCUCCUACAAGUGGAGGAACAAGAAGAGGACUGACAAAAACUGGUGAUGAAGAAGCCAGAGAACUCUGAUUUCUUAUCCUGAAGAGAAGAGGAGUUUCCUGAGAACCCUGAGCAGACCACUUAUGCAUGUUUAGAUUCAUGUCUGCCAUGUGCUCUGAACGGCGUGAAGGCUUUCUUUAUGUUGUGUUCUUAAUGGACUCUUUUUUUUUUUAUGUUUCUGUGUUAUUUCAACUGCCCUGUUCCACUGACUUACAUAAUCCCAUUCGUAAAGCCAAAUGUUGUUGGAAUUCUAAACAAUAACUGACUUACUAGACUUAUUGAAUAAGGAAACAGUGGAGUGAUGA
This is a messenger RNA of Fundulus heteroclitus (mummichog), 1200 nucleotides long. RefSeq lists its product as uncharacterized. Bases 29 to 925 code for a protein of 298 amino acids. The transcript is spliced from 5 exons. Lineage: Eukaryota; Metazoa; Chordata; Actinopteri; Cyprinodontiformes; Fundulidae. The record is from RefSeq and is a predicted model, not a curated record.